Molecule: messenger RNA, 219 nt
Organism: Dibothriocephalus latus
Lineage: Eukaryota; Metazoa; Platyhelminthes; Cestoda; Diphyllobothriidea; Diphyllobothriidae
Source: the annotation of a GenBank genome assembly
AUGCACUACAUGGGCAUAAGCAUCUGCGUAAAACCAGAUCCCCUCGAGUUGGAUGCCUGUCGCCAGCAGCGUUUCGGAGGUUUGGCCACGCCAGAGGCGAUGAUCUCACAAGCUGAGUUUAUCGUCCAAAAGGUGGCGCCCUAUCGCUACGGUCCCGACGCCCAACCCGUCACGCGCACCCUCUGUCUCACGGAGAGCCUCCUCGUGGAACGUGAUCCG